AUGCCAUGCAGGUGUGUUCUCAUACUGUCUUUCUUCGACGGUACCGCCUUGACGCUCGUCUCCAUAGAGCGGCGCGCCGGGAUCUCCUUCAGUCAGUUUGACUCGUUCAAGACCGCAAUGCCUGUUCCCGACGGGCUCAUACCGCGGCCCCGCAGCAGGCCUAAAGCGCUGUACACCGGAGCCGGUUGUCUCAAGAGACAAAUGCGCAUGAGUUCUAAGAAGUUCGCCCGCUUUCGGGACCUGAUGCAUCGCUCCUUAGUUCGGCACCUCGACGUCAGAGGAAAAUACCUGGAACAGAACAGAGACUGCCUCGCGCGGCAUUACGCGGAGGUGGCGCGGACGUGGAAGGACGCCCACAAGUACGAAGGGAAAUGGCCAAUCCAUAUGUACACGGUCUAUUGGUACAGAGACCUUUCAGAGACGGACUCCGGCUCAGACUUCACUCUGGACUCGGACGAUGACAAUCAGCGCAACUCUGCGCGGAGGAGCAAGAUGCGCGUCGAUAAGCCUCAUUCGAAAGGCUCGGCGCGGUCCACACCGGCACAGGACGCCGGUGGGGGUCAGGUCGAGCCUCACACGCAGUCACGAACCGCUUCUGCAUAUAAUUCCGCCUCCUACGUGCAGCCUCGUCCCGGGCCCAGUCAGUCCUCACGAAGCAACACUCAGGCAUCACACGCAGCUGCCCCUCACCACCCAUCGGACCGCCGGGAACCCCAAGUUCCAGCCAAGCCCAACGACGGGUUCGCUGCCAUCCUCCGCCUCCUCUGCUCGCUGACGCCGUCCCUCGAGCACGUCGCCGAGCAGUGUAAAACGGCGGGUGUCAAGGACGCGGAGCGGCUGCGCGUGGUCGCGGGGUGGGAGACUAGGAAGCAGCGGAAGUGGCUGGUCCGGGAGUUGAUGGUGGAUCCGUUCGAGGCGGAGGUGCUUCACGAGGCGUUGGACGAGAUCAGGCGGGGCGUGAGGAAUGUGUGA
Molecule: messenger RNA, 972 nt
Organism: Fomitopsis serialis
Lineage: Eukaryota; Fungi; Basidiomycota; Agaricomycetes; Polyporales; Fomitopsidaceae
Exons: 7
Coding region: 1-972 (323 amino acids)
Source: RefSeq, a predicted model, not a curated record